This is a messenger RNA of Cydia pomonella (codling moth), 3806 nucleotides long. RefSeq names its product membrane alanyl aminopeptidase-like. Gene Ontology annotation, biological process: proteolysis; peptide catabolic process. Lineage: Eukaryota; Metazoa; Arthropoda; Insecta; Lepidoptera; Tortricidae. The record is from RefSeq and is a predicted model, not a curated record. The coding region runs from base 312 to 3176 and encodes 954 amino acids. The transcript is spliced from 15 exons. Gene Ontology annotation, molecular function: metalloaminopeptidase activity; zinc ion binding; peptide binding. Gene Ontology annotation, cellular component: cytoplasm.
UUUUUUUUAUAACGAUAGGCAAGCGUUUGACCACGAUCUCACCUGAUGGUAAGUGAUGAUGCGGUCUACGGUGGAGCACGCUUACCUAUGAGAUACCUAUCGGAUAUGAGAUAUCGGUGUUAUCGUAAAGUUUUAUAACAAUAAUCAAAUUAUAACCUUAAUUGCCAUUUCAUCUGUGUCGAUUACCCGCGAGGGACAUUUUUGUUAUCAAGUAAGUUUAGAUUCGAAAGGUUUUUUAUUCGUUAGCAAACAAGAGUCGUGGUUUUUUUUACCAAGCAAUUUAUUUUAAUUUAAAAUAAACUUUUACAGAAAUGUCCUUUUCUUACAUCACCUUGGUUUUGGCGCUAAUUGCGCUAGUCAAGAGUGAUAGCCCUGUGUCUUUGCAAAGGGAACUUGGCUCUGUAGAUCUCACAUCAGACGUAAACAGAAAUGAUGAACAAGUAUAUCGGUUACCUGAAAGCGUUAUUCCAUUGGAGUAUGAAAUAUUCAUAGAUCUGUAUUUUGCUGAACGCACGGAUAGACCAUUCAGUUUUGACGGCAAAGAAAGUAUAGUUAUUCAGGCUAUUGAAGAUAAUGUUUCUAAUAUUGUAUUACAUGCUAACGUUGACCAAAUAAACGCAAUCAGUGUUUUAAAUUCAAACGGUGCUCCAGUUGCAUUAAACCUAUCUGAACCCUUUACCAUUCAACCACAAUACCACUUCCUCAUAAUUAAUUUAGGUGAAACACUGGUCAAUGGAAGCAGAUAUACUCUCUAUAUUGAGUAUUCUAACACUAUGAAUGUAGGGCCGAUGAAAAGAGGUAUCUGGAGAGGAUACUAUACCGAUGACGACGGCGUUGAAAGAAUCUAUGCCACCACUCACUUUCAACCAUACAAUGCACGGCAAGCCUUUCCCUGCUGGGACGAGCCUCUUUUUAAGGCUACUUUUAAAGUUCAUCUAUCCAGUCCAGCUAAUUAUAAUUCUGUUUUCUCUAAUACUAGAAUCGGAAACACUGAAUCCCUUUCCAAUAACCGCAUACGUACAAAUUUCUUAGAGACCCCUAAAAUGUCAUCGUACCUCGUGACUUUCCUCGUCAGUGAGACUUUCACAGUCAUCGCCGAGGAUACCUCCUUCACUCCCUCUAUCAGAAUUAUCAGCAGAUCUAACACCGUCGGCCUUGGUGACCAUGCCUUGGAUCUGGCUGUUAAGAUGACCACAUUCUUUAAUAACUACUUUGAAAUCCCGUACGAGACUAUGCAUCCCAAUUUGCUUAACGAUCAUAUUUCGUCUCCUGAUUGGGCUUCUGCUGGUACUGAAAAUUGGGGAAUGGUUAGCUACAGAGAGCUAUACCUGACCUUGAACUCCAGUGAAUCAAUCAUGAGUAACGAGCACUACGCAGGUACUCUGGUCUCUCAUGAGCUGGCUCACAAGUGGUUCGGAAACCUGAUCACCUGCUUUUGGUGGAGCAACACUUGGAUCAAUGAGGGCUUCGCCAGCUAUUUUGGUUAUAUUGCUACAAACCAGAUGUUCCCAGAAUAUGAAUACGAGGAUCACUUUAAUUCUCGCUAUCUCCAAAACUCCCUGUCUUUCGAUUCCGGAUCCACUGUCGCCCUUAACCACGAGGUCAACACGCCCGCACAAGUUACUGGUCACUUUGGAACCGUCAGUUACUCCAAAGGCGCAGCUUUUCUCCGAAUGAUCCAUGAUAUGAUCACUCCUGAGACCUUUAGGAAGGCUUGUCGAAUCUUCUUGAGCAGCAAUUCGUUUGAAGCAACCGACCAGUACGACUUAUACAGAGCUUUUGAAGAAGCUAUCCAAGAGGAUGGUACAUUGAGUGAAUAUCAAGAUUUUAACUUUGAAGAGUUCUACCGCAUCUGGGUCAAUGAACCUGGUACUCCUAUUCUGUUGGUUGAGAUUGAUCACGAAACUGGAGCUAUUUCUUUGAAACAAGAGCGAUUUUUCCUGAGUGCAACCGCAACGCCUACUGGUCAAAUUUAUCCGAUUCCUAUAACCUACUCCACCAAGAAUAAUCCAAGAUUUGAAAGUCUUAAACCCAUUCAAAUGAUGUCAGACGCGACUUUGGAAUUGACUAAGGCAGUUGGAGAAGAAUGGGUUAUUUUCAAUAAUCUACAACAUGGACACUACAGAGUAGACUACGAUGAGAAAUCAUGGAGUUUGAUCGCCGAAGCAUUAUUAAAUGAACCUGAAAGCAUUCAUUACUUGAACCGAGCCCAAGUGGUCGAUGACGUGUUUGCUCUGAUGAGGUCCACAAGAAUGAGCUACAGUUUCGGUUUCAACAUUUUGAGGUUCCUUCGCAACGAGCACAACAUGCAUGUUUGGGAUUCCGCCAUUACCGGAUUUACCUGGCUCAGGAACAGGCUAAGGCAUUUGCCCGAGAGCCAAGCGGAAUUUGAUGCGUUUGUACUAGAAACCAUGUCACACCUGAUCGAGCACGUCGGCUACAACGUCCUCAGCACGGACUCGCCCACGGACAUUAUGAACCGCCAAGCCGCUCUGCACUUUGCUUGUUUGCUCGGCCACGAACGAUGUGUGGCGGAGUCAAGGGAACGCUUUGUUAGGCUGAAAGACCAUAAUGUUUGGGUGCAUGGAGGAAUCCGUCGUAACGUGUACGUAGUUGGUGUGCGAGAGGGAGACGAACAAGACUUCAACUUUAUCCUCUCUCGCUUCCGCUCGUCAAAUCUUGCCCAUGACCAGCUCGAGAUGCUGAGGGCUAUGGGUGCUGCCAAGAAUCCAGAAUUACUAACUAGAUACUUGGAGCUGACGUUGACCGAUGAAGUGAGGUCUCACGACAAGGCGAAUUCCUUCAACUACGCUCUUUUAGGCAACAAGGAGAACGCACCCGUAGUCCUAGAAUUUGUGAAGAAUAACAUCGAUGCUAUGAGGAUCGCUUACGUAGAGGAUGCUCCACCCAACCCAGUACACACUUGCCUCUCCAAUUUGGCUGCUUAUCUCGAAGAACCCGAACUAGUUGAGUAUGAAGAAUGGCUGCAAUCAACCCAAGUCGGGACUCUACAGUACAACACCGCUUUAUCUGCCAUUACAUCAGCAAGGAACAAUAUGGCGUGGGGCACCACCAAUGUCGACAACAUCCUAGGCGCCAUCAGAGAUGAUGCCACUAGGGCUGUGACUUCUGUUGCCAUGCUCGCUGUUAUGGCUCUAUUGGCUAUUAUCGCUUAAGGAGUUAUAAAUUCGACUUAUAGCUUCUGGACAGACCUUGAACUUAUAUAUUGGUUAGGGCUGACAUGAAAAUAUUUAACAAUCAGAAUGAGAAAUCUUUUAUGCUAAAUUUCUUUGGAGUAGUCUGUAUGCGAUACAUGGUGAAAUAGUAUUUUAGCCAGUCAUUAUGAUUUUCUUUUAAAUAGCCAAUGAUGUGUGAAAGAACAAUUUGUUUAAGUUAAAUAAAAAUAUAUAGUUUGUUACUAUGGAUUGUAUGUUGGUGGAUAUUUAAGUAGAAUUUCUUUUCACCCAAUUCAAAAAUAAUGGCAUGUGUAUGCUAACGCAUUUCUCAAAUGAAACUCAAUAACGGGAUUUCAACUUUUGCUCAGAAGCUGAGGUGUAAUACUGUACUAUACAAGUUAUGAAUGAAAUUUUAGAUAUAUUAUUAUUAAAACGGACUGUAAUUUUUUUAAAUAAAUUAUGACUUUCUAUAUAAUGAUCAUUUAUUUUCUACGUCACGAUUACGAUAAGGUAAAGACCUUAACUUAUCUAGAUACCCAUAUAAUGUAAACUUAUCAAUAUUUAGACCUAUUUAUCUACCUAAUCCGAUAAUGGUAACAACUUUUAUCAAACUCAAGUCAUUAAUACAUA